This is a messenger RNA of Drepanopeziza brunnea f. sp. 'multigermtubi' MB_m1, 732 nucleotides long. Lineage: Eukaryota; Fungi; Ascomycota; Leotiomycetes; Helotiales; Drepanopezizaceae. The record is from RefSeq and is a predicted model, not a curated record.
AUGAAGAAUACCACAUGGCACCGCGCGGAGGUUUUCCGCCUCGACACCUGGCUUGCUGUCUUCCAGAGAAACCUGACACCCAACCUCGAAAAAGACGAGAUUCAUCAAGAGUUAUGGGACUCGGCUCCUAUCCUGCUAUCCAUCGAUUUCGAAAAAAAGAAACGAAGGGGCUGCAAUCGUGAUCGAGGGACGAUUCGCGAGAUCGGGGUCUCGACAUUCGACAUCCGCUCUCUGCCCUCCCGGCCACUCAAUUGCCAGAAAACAUCGGAUACGUUCCUUUUCAACAAAUCCCAAUCUUUCAAUCAAGACUCUACCGCCCAUCUCUUGCAAAGUAUACUGCGAGAAGAUGGUUCAAGGACCUUGUUGAUCGUAGGACAUGCGCUCAGGUACGAAUUAGCGCUGCUACGCGACAUCGGUAUCGACGCUUCGGACCCAGCCGAAUAUCCAAAUAUCGCGGGGUGUCUAGAUACAAAAAACUUAGCAGGGAAAUUGGUCUUCAACCCAAUAGGCUGGCUGAGGAAGGCAGCGCUGAGCGAUGUGCUGGAGAGGCUUUAUAUCCCUUACGCAAAUUUGCAUGUGGCGGGCAAUGAUGCGAACUUUACUUUGAAGGCGAUGCUGUUGUUAAGCCUGCAUGAUAUUGCGAGACGACGUGCUAUGGGGCCUUCGAUCGAUCCAUCUGGUAACAUGGCUUCAGUACGGGAGAUCGCUUGGGGUCUGUCCAAGGUCUCCUGA